AUGAGGAGUCAUCGCUUAGAGAAAAUGCUCCUUGGAUCAGUUCAACUGGCGUCACAGACGGUGGUUAUUGAGCAUGAAGAUACAAUGGACAACAAAGACUAUAAAAAUUUUGUUGCUCAAGAUAGCUUUCUCGUAUCUUGGCUUCUGUCUACUGUGAGUCCUCAACUCCUCCGUCAACUGGUUGGUGUAGUGUCUAUAGUCGAGAUAUGGAUCACAGUUAACAAGUUCUUUGUCAGUAGUAAAGAAAGGGAGUUAAACAUGCAAUCGUAUAUCUCCCAAAUAAAGGAAAUCUGUGAUGCUCUGGCUACUAGUGGCAGUCCUAUGUCUGAUCAAGAGAGGAUCGCCACCAUCCUUGGAGGUUUACCUACUGAAUAUCGUUUAUUUGUUACUAUCAUAUUGGACAAUCGUGAUCUGAUUACUCUUGAUGGAGUUAUAUCGAUCUUGCUUGAUGUUGAGUUACAACAACAAAAAAAUUUUGAACAGUUCAAUGGUUUGAGUAUUAGUGCUAAUAUGGAUCAAUCUUUUGUAACCAACUCUUCACAAGACGCAGAAGCAAACACAUUUUCAAGUUUGAAAGGCGACCAAUCUUAA
Molecule: messenger RNA, 591 nt
Organism: Hibiscus syriacus
Lineage: Eukaryota; Viridiplantae; Streptophyta; Magnoliopsida; Malvales; Malvaceae
Exons: 2
Coding region: 1-591 (196 amino acids)
Source: RefSeq, a predicted model, not a curated record